UCGAACACCACCUUGGCCUCGUCCGUGAGGUUGUGGUGUAAGAAAGCACUCAGCAUUGCAUUCCAGGAAACCAAAUUCCACUCUUUCAUGCUAUCAAACACGCGCUUGGCUUCCUCCAGAUGCCCAGUGCGGGCAUAUGCAGUGAUCAUCCGGACCCACGAGUACAAGUCCUUGUGCACGAUCGAAUCGAAAACACGGCGUGCGUGCUGCGCGCUGCCACAUCUCCCGUACAGCUCCAGCAGCCUGUUGCUCGCGAACGCGUCGGUCCCGCCGCCGAAAAUGUUCUGGGCGCGAUGCUCCAGCUUCCUGGCGGCGGGCAAAGAAUUACAAGAGGCAAUGAGGUGGAGGCACUCGUUUCUAUCCAGCGGCAUUCUAGCGGGCAAGAAACCCUAGCAAUGGCGGUGGGACUGGGAUCUGGGGCGAGCGUCGCCAUCCACCUCUCAGUUCCCAGGAGAAAGUUCUUUCACACGCGCGCUUCGCAAUGGGGGUACCACGAAGUGUCCACCAAGUUUGUGGAUGAUACCAUUUGUGAGCUGCUCGCUACAAGCGAGGCCAGGGCAAGCCAGGUGGUGCUAUGCUCGACAAUGGAUCAACCAAAGCUCCAUCGCUUGGCGACAUGGAGCGCUCUUGCUCCUCUUGUCAUCUUCGAUGUCUCUCCUUCGACUUCCAAGCAUGAUGUGCCUUCAAGGAAGAACAAGAACUUCGUGCUCCGGCAUGUAACUUGCGAUUCACUCCACGAAGAUUGGACUCCAGCGCUCGUUGAAGCUGGAUAUAGGGGAGAUCGGCCCAGCAUUUGGGCUUUACAGGGCCUGGAUUUAUGUUCGAACGAUCUACUUGGGGGCGUGAGCACACAUGCCAUGAAAGGUUCGUACAUCAUAGGCGAUGUCCUCCGUGGAGCACUGCUACAAAACUUUCCUUCUGCUGCAAAAGCCGAGAAAGUGUUGCUGCAACGGAAGUUACUCGGCUAUGGUCUUGAAACCGAGGUGGCCCACACUUUAUCUUGCGGAGGGGAUGACUACGUGUUUUUCGUCUCUAAGCAAUUGCGUUUAUCAGUCGAACAGGUGUGCUACGGUCUCAAAGAGAUUGAGAUGGCCGAAGAAGUGGAAGAAGAUGGUUUUGAAGACUGGUAGCACGGCAAAAUCCAGGAGAAUGUGAUUGCUAGCGAUUGAUGGAUCAGGUAUCUCUUUGUCGUGCUCUUGUGUGAGGUGUGUUAAGGUCUCGAAGAUGGCCGAAGUGGACUUACACGCAUGAUAUAUAGACUGGAAGUUACAGGCUACUUGGAUUUACAGACA
Molecule: messenger RNA, 1292 nt
Organism: Selaginella moellendorffii
Lineage: Eukaryota; Viridiplantae; Streptophyta; Lycopodiopsida; Selaginellales; Selaginellaceae
Exons: 7
Coding region: 120-1130 (336 amino acids)
Source: RefSeq, a predicted model, not a curated record